ACUACAACACGGAAGUAGGAUUGGAGAUGAGUUUGUUGGUUUUGCAUUCCUUUUGUGGAGUAAAGAAAGACAUAUCGACUGAACUAAAUAGGCUACCCAAACACCCAGUCCACUGAAAAUGUCUAAACUACAGUUGUUGAGUUUGUUUUUAAAUGAUCGUUUAACGCCGGCUGAUGUGGAUAUUUUUGAAGCUGUUGAGAAAACGGUAGUGGAGUACCAGGAGGAAAAUGCUCUGCUACGGAGACUGCUGCGGAUCACACCGGAGAUAAAACUAUGUAGAACAGAAUCCCUGCAGCCCUCUGUCUCUGAAGAGGAGGUUCCCCCUGAGCAGCAGCACUGUGAGCAGGAGUGGAGCCCCAGUCUGGGACAGGAGAACCCAGAGACCAAACAGAUUAAAGAGGAACAGGAGGAAGUCAGGACCAGUCAGGAGGAAGAGCAGCUUCAAGGGCUCUUUGAUACCAAAGACUCCAUAUUCACUACCUCCUGUGUGAAAAGUGAAUGUGAUCUGGAGAACCCAUGUCAAGAAGCCGUACUAGCUGAAUACCCAACUCUCAGUCCACUGAAAACGUCUAAACUACAGUUGUUGAGUGUGUUGUUAAAUGAAUGUUUAACGGCAUCUGCUGCUGUGGAGAUUUUUGGUGCAAUUGAGAAAACUGUAGCAGAGUACCAGGAGGAGAAUGAUCGGCUACGGAGACUGCUGCGGAGGACACCAGAGAUACAACUAUGUAGAAUAGACUCCCUGCAGCUCUCUGUCUCUGAAGAGGAGGUUCCCCCUGAGCAGCAGCACUGUGAGCAGGAGUGGAGCCCCAGUCUGGGGCAGGAGGACCCAGAGACCAAACAGAUUAAAGAGGAACAGGAGGAAGUCAGGACCAGUCAGGAGGAAGAGCAGCUUCAAGGGCUCUUUGUUACCAAAGACUCCAUAUUCUCUCCUUCCUGUGUGAAAAGUGAAUGUGAUCAGGAGGACCCACUUCAGUCCUUGACUCAUCCCCAAACCCAGACUGUGGAGAACAGAGAGAGAGACUCUAAACCAGUGGAUCUCACACCCUUUGUCACUGUGACCCACCUAAAGGGUCUCUACAUUCCCUGUGACCCUCCAGGUAAUCAAAACAAUGCCUACAGACACAACUCAGCUGUAAGCAGCUACACAGUAGGACUUGACAGCAGUCCUCUAUUGGAUCCCAGUCCACCAUUGGAUCCCAGUCCACCAUUGGAUCCCAGUCCACUAUUGGAUCCCAGUCCACCAUUAGAUCCCAGUCCACCAUUUGAAAAACACUGUUCCAAACCCAGCACCACAUCUAGAAAAACUCACAGCUGCCGUGACUGUGGUGAAUCUUUUGCUCUGAAAGCUGAUCUGCAGAAGCAUGUGACUCUCACCAAGAAGAGACUCAGUGAAUGUAGAUUCUGCAAUAAACACUACAAAUCCACCUGUAAACUAAAGGCCCACGUCCGACUCUGUCACGGUGUGAAACCUUUCACCUGUCCUGUUUGUGGCAAGACCUUCAAACUAAAGAAAUAUCUGUCCAGACACAUCAGGAUGCACACAGGAGAGAGAUCAUUUAUCUGUGGUGACUGUGGGAAGAGCUUCUAUCGCAAGGAGAACCUAACUAUGCAUAUACGGACUCACACAGGGGAGAAAUUAUUCAGCUGUGGUGACUGCGGGAAAAGCUUCAGUAUCAAGAAUAACCUAACCAUGCAUAAACUGAUUCACACAGGAGAGAAACCAUUUAGUUGUGGUUACUGUGGGAAGAGCUUCAGUCAGAAGGGAGACCUAGGGAGGCAUAUAUUGAUUCACACAGGGGAGAAACCAUUUAGCUGUGAUGACUGUGAUAAAAGUUUCAGACACAAGGGGUCACUAACCAAACAUAUAUGGACUCACACAGGAGAGAAACCAUUUAGCUGUGGAGACUGUGGGAAAAACUUUUAUCGUAAGGAACACUUAACUGUGCAUCUACUGACUCACACAGGAGAGAAACCAUUUAUUUGUGGUGACUGUGGGAAGAGCUUUAAUCAGAAGGGGUCCCUUAAGGCACAUAUAUUGAUUCACACAGGAGAGAAAUUAUUUAUCUGUGGUGACUGUGGGAAAAGCUUCAGUCUGAAGAAGCACUUAACUGUGCAUAUACUGACUCACACAGGAGAGAAACCAUUUAGCUGUGGUGACUGUGGGAAAAGCUUCAGUCAGAAGGCCCACCUAAAUAAUCAUAUACGGACUCACACAGGAGAGAAACCAUUUAUCUGCUUUGACUGUGGAAAAAGCUUCAGUCAAAAGGGGGUCCUAGGGAGGCACAUACUGACUCACACAGGAGAGAAAUCAUUUAGCUGUUGUGACUGUGGGAAAAGUUUCAGUCUGAAGGACCACCUAAAUAAGCAUAUACUGACUCACACAGGAGAGAAACCUUUUAGCUGUUGUUACUGUGGGAAAAGCUUCAGUCAGAAGGGGGUCCUAGGGAGACACAUACGGACUCACACGGGAGAGAAACCAUUUAGCUGUGGGGACUGUGGGAAAAGCUUCAGUCAGAAAGUGGUCCUGGGGAGACACAUACGGACUCACACAGGAGAGAAAUCUUUUAGCUGUGGAGACUGUGAGAAAAGAUUUAGUGUCAAGAGAAACUUAAUCAAACACAAACGGAUUCACACAGGAGAGAAACAGCAUUGCUGCUCAGUCUGUGAUAAAAUAUUCACUCAGAAGACUAAUCUGCUGAGGCAUGUCAAAAACAACCACAAAGAAAGUAAAUGAGGACACAGAGAGGAGACUAAGAGAGUAUUGAGAUACACCCAAGAUCCCCUGUGGACCAACUGAGGACAUAGACACAGAGAGGAGACUAAGAGAGUAUUGAGAUACACCUGUGGACCAAUUGAGGACAUAUACAUAGAGAGGAGACUAAGAGAGUAUUGAGAUACACCUGUGGACCAAUUGAGGACAUAUACAUAGAGAGGAGACUAAGAGAGUAUUGAGAUACACCUGUGGACCAAUUGAGGACAUAUACAUAGAGAGGAGACUAAGAGAGUAUUGAGAUACACCUGUGGACCAAUUGAGGACAUAUACAUAGAGAGGAGACUAAGAGAGUAUUGAGAUACACCCAAGAUCCCCUGUGGACCAAUUGAGGACAUAUACAUAGAGAGGAGACUAAGAGAGUAUUGAGAUACACCUGUGGACCAAUUGAGGACAUAUACAUAGAGAGGAGACUAAGAGAGUAUUGAGAUACACCUGUGGACCAAUUGAGGACAUAUACAUAGAGAGGAGACUAAGAGAGUAUUGAGAUACACCUGUGGACCAACUGAGGACAUAUACAUAGAGAGGAGACUAAGAGAGUAUUGAGAUACACCUGUGGACCAACUGAGGACAUAGACACAGAGAGGAGACUAAGAGAGUAUUGAGAUACACCUGUGGACCAAUUGAGGACAUAUACAUAGAGAGGAGACUAAGAGAGUAUUGAGAUACACCCAAGAUCCCCUGUGGACCAACUGAGGACAUAUACAUAGAGAGGAGACUAAGAGAGUAUUGAGAUACACCUGUGGACCAAUUGAGGACAUAUACAUAGAGAGGAGACUAAGAGAGUAUUGAGAUACACCCAAGAUCCCCUGUGGACCAACUGAGGACAUAUACAUAGAGAGGAGACUAAGAGAGUAUUGAGAUACACCUGUGGACCAAUUGAGGACAUAUACACAGAGAGGAGACUAAGAGAGUAUUGAGAUACACCUGUGGACCAACUGAGGACAUAGACAUAGAGAGGAGACUAAGAGAGUAUUGAGAUACACCUGUGGACCAAUUGAGGACAUAGACACAGAGAGGAGACUAAGAGAGUAUUGAGAUACACCUGUGGACCAACUGAGGACAUAGACACAGAGAGGAGACUAAGAGAGUAUUGAGAUACACCUGUGGACCAAUUGAGGACAUAUACAUAGAGAGGAGACUAAGAGAGUAUUGAGAUACACCUGUGGACCAAUUGAGGACAUAUACAUAGAGAGGAGACUAAGAGAGUAUUGAGAUACACCUGUGGACCUAACCUGUCUUCCUGAUCCUGCCCAGUCCAAUGUCACAGUAAUGAUAUAAUGUAUUUAUAUUGGCUGUUGCUGCUUUGUUCAUGAAAAAGGGCCAAUCUGCAGUUCAGACAACAACAGGUAAAUCUAAGGGAUGGAGAAGUGUAAAACACUAAAAUGCAUAGAUUGAUAAAUGGAGGCAAGAUGUCAAACUAUUGAGCUAAUGUAUACAAUUUUCCUGUAGCUACUUGUUCAUUUUGAAAGGGGCAAACAGAAGUGUACACUACAAACAGAAGUGUACACUAUAAUGUAUGAUUUGGCAAGUUAGUCAUUUAACUUGCCAAAAUAUUCUCAAAUAAUGUUUUAGAAAGAUAAGCAUGAAAGGGUUGUGGUCUGAUUGACUCAACAACCCAAAAAACAUAUAUCGAAGUGUAGGGUACUAAGUGAAUUAGAAAAUCAAUAGUUAUUUCUGGUUGCUUAUCAAAGUUAGCAGGCUAACUCUUCGAUCCUGCUUUGUAGUGUAGCCCUCUGGUUGCUUAUCAAAGUUAGCAGGCUAACUCUCCGAUCCUGCUUUGUAGUGUAGCCCUCUGGUUGCUUAUCAAAGUUAGCAGGCUAACUCUUCGAUCCUGCUUUGUAGUGUAGCCCUCUGGUUGCUUAUCAAAGUUAGCUGUCUAACUCUUCGAUCCUGCUUUGUAGUGUAGCCCUCUGGUUGCUUAUCAAAGUUAGCUGUCUAACUCUUCGAUCCUACUUUGUAGUGUACCCCUCUGCAGUUAAAACAACUACAAAGUGGGAACCCACCACUGUUUUGCUAAACAGCUGAGGGAUAGGGUUGGAGAACUGUAAACACUCAAAUUCAGACAGAUUUAUGAUAGUUAAUCUUAUUUAUUACAUUAAAUAUUGCACAAUUUACCGUAUAAGUGCAGAUGAGCGUCAGAGCCGGUGUCGUAGGAGUUUAUCUUAGUCCUGUAUUGACGCUUUGCCUUUUUGAUGGUUCGCCAGAGGGUGUAGAAUUCCUUAUAAGCGUCCCGCUCCUUGAAAGCGUCGGCUCUAGUCUUUAGUUCAGUGCGGAUGUUGCCUGUAAUGCAUGGCUUCUGGUUGGCGUAUGUACCUACGGUUUGUGUGGACGAUGUUGUCGAUGCACUUAUUAAUGAAGCCCGGUGACUGAUGUGGUAUCGGAUGAAUCCCUGAAGCUUGGCUGCAACCCUUCUAAGCCCAUGCUGCCCUUCAGGCCCUAGUCUUUUUGCGCUGACGGAAAUAUAGAUUAUCCCAGAUACAGUGCCUUGCGAAAGUAUUCGGCCCCCUUGCUUAUUCGGCCCCCCGAGCUCGAGCUGUUUUGCAAGGAGGAAUGGGAAAAAAU
Molecule: messenger RNA, 5335 nt
Organism: Oncorhynchus kisutch (coho salmon)
Lineage: Eukaryota; Metazoa; Chordata; Actinopteri; Salmoniformes; Salmonidae
Product: oocyte zinc finger protein XlCOF6-like
Exons: 3
Coding region: 119-2734 (871 amino acids)
Biological process (GO): regulation of transcription by RNA polymerase II
Cellular component (GO): nucleus
Molecular function (GO): DNA-binding transcription factor activity, RNA polymerase II-specific; sequence-specific DNA binding
Source: RefSeq, a predicted model, not a curated record